AUGUCUCCUGACGAUGUCUACAAGAUUGAGGAACUUCCCUUUGAUGAACGAAUCUUGGUUGGAAGUAAACACCGUAUCAGCUUCUAUCGGGUUACGCGAGCAGCCAUUUGGAUUGCCUUGCUCUACCUUACUGCUCGGCUUUAUUUCUUGCUAACCAGUCCCGAGCCAACAUGGAGGAUGUGGACGAUGUUUGUCAUUGAGUGCUUGUUCUCUCAUAUGUCUUAUCAGCAUCAAGCUUUGUCACUGUCAGCAACAGCAUCCCCUUCGCAUCUCCCACGAAAGCGUCUGAGGUUGCGUAACAGCCAUGUUCUUCCCACGGUCGAUGUUCUGAUCACAUGCUGCGGAGAAUCACCAGACAUCAUCUUAAGCACGGUUGUUGCGGCUUGUUUGCUAGACUACCCGACUUCGCAUUUUCGAGUCCGAGUCCUUGAUGAUGGCGCGUCGACUGAACUCCGUGACGAAAUUUUGAAACUUUCCGUGAAAUGGAACCACUUGACUUACCACACUCGCGGAAAACAGUCGAAUCAAUCUUUUGCCAAAGCAGGGAAUUUGAACUAUGCCCUUUUCUCAUUGCAAACUGAGGAUCCACCAGAAUUUUGUACAGUGGUAGACGCGGAUUCAAUUCUGCUACCACAUUUCCUACGCGCAACAUUACCUCAUCUGCUAGAAGACCCCCAAGCUGCAUUGCUCACCACUCGUCAGUACUUUGAUAACCUGCCCCGAGGCGAUCCACUUUCUCAAUCCCGCUCCUAUUUCUACAAUUGUGAAAACACCGAGCUUGAUUUGAUCGGACAUGCAGUUGACGCUGGAUCUGGAGCCGUGUUUCGACGCGAUGCCAUUUUAGAAGCAGGGGGCUAUCCAACAUUCUCCUUUUCGGAAGACUGGCAACUUUCGCUCAUCCUACGAGGUAUGAAGAAGCGCACUGUGCAGGUGCAAGAAGUGUUGCAAUUUGGCCUGGUUCCUACCUCGUUGGCAGCACAUGUCAAACAGCGCAAUAGAUGGCACAUUGGUCAUUCUCAACAAAUAUCUUUGUUGUUUUCCCCAUCGGAGAACCCCGUCCCAAAAGAUCUGCGCUGGGAUAUUGCUGCCGGAGGUUUGUCUAUAAUGACAGGACUAGCGAUAUACGUCAUUGGCUUCUUGGCUGUCCCCGUUCUUUUAUCGUUCAACAACGGCGGAUUCAUUCCGAGUCAAUCCUCCUUCGAGGUCAAACUUCAAUAUGUGUUGGCUAGUCUGCAUGUAUCAUUCACAUGGACAUAUAAUUGGUCGAGGAGCAAACAUGCUGGUGUUCCUUUCGUUCCUUUCGCACAUACAGAGAACAGCUGGCUUGCUGCUGCGCAUUUAUAUGCUGUCAUCCAGUUCCACUCAUUUGGGAGCAAACCAAAAGGCUCUUUCGUGACGGGAAGUGCGGCCAAUCGAAGUGAAGAUACACAGCCCGUGAGCUUGGCUGCAAGGUCAUACCAAGAUGUACUAGCAAAUGGGCUUUGGUUGAACUUGUGCUUGUUCAUUGCAAUAUGGGCCCGUAUACUUAUUGCCAUCCAGCUGUUGUCAUGUUCUCAUGGUGAUGUUACUGGCCGACUUCUCGAAACAAUGGUUACCACUAUUUUUUGGCCACCGUUCUUGAUAUUGAUGUUGUCUGCAAUAUCCAACAACUGGGUACCAAUUCAAUAUCUUUUAACAACUCCAGUCUACCAUGCACGAUCUUCUCCUUUGAUUGCCGUUGAGGACAGGGUAUCGUCCAUGAAAGAGACUAUUCCACCGUUGGGCUGCGAGCCUUCUAUCGUUGGUCGAGCAUGUGCCGUCGGGCUUCCCGUGAUUAUUAUUGGACUCGCUGCCGCAAUGCUUGCAUUGUAA
Molecule: messenger RNA, 1851 nt
Organism: Penicillium brevicompactum
Lineage: Eukaryota; Fungi; Ascomycota; Eurotiomycetes; Eurotiales; Aspergillaceae
Product: glycosyltransferase family 2 protein
Exons: 3
Coding region: 1-1851 (616 amino acids)
Source: RefSeq, a predicted model, not a curated record